Molecule: messenger RNA, 3740 nt
Organism: Candoia aspera
Lineage: Eukaryota; Metazoa; Chordata; Lepidosauria; Squamata; Candoiidae
Gene: SOX6
Product: SRY-box transcription factor 6
Exons: 15
Coding region: 156-2522 (788 amino acids)
Biological process (GO): central nervous system development; regulation of transcription by RNA polymerase II; positive regulation of chondrocyte differentiation
Cellular component (GO): nucleus
Molecular function (GO): RNA polymerase II cis-regulatory region sequence-specific DNA binding; DNA-binding transcription factor activity, RNA polymerase II-specific
Source: RefSeq, a predicted model, not a curated record
GGCAAUUGUUGCUGUAUUGGCUCCUGGGGCAAGAAUCGAUGAAUUUGUGAGGAACUGGACAGAAUCUGUUGAAUAGUGUUGGUACUCAUAUAACUAGAUUCCAAGAACAGGAAAACCUUAAUUGCCUGAACUUGAAAUGUUGGUUUAAUGUAAGAAUGUCUUCCAAGCAGGCCACCUCUCCAUUUGCAUCUGAUGGAGAGGGAACAACAGCCCAGGACUUAGCAUCACAGGAGCAGGAAGAAGGCAACAAUGAAGAGCUUGUCACUUCCCAUCUGCCUCUGCACACCAUAUUGCACAACAAACCUCACUCUGAAGAGCUACCAGCUCUAGUCACUACAAUCCAACAAGACUCAGACUGGAACAGUGUUAUCUCAACUCAGCAUAGGAUGGAGUCAGAAAGUAAUAAGUUAUGUUCCUUAUAUUCCUUCCGAAAUACUUCUACCUCACCACAUAAGCCUGAAGAAGGUGGUCGUGAUCGCAGCGAGCUAAUGGCCAGUGUUAAUUUUGGAACUCCAGAACGCCGCAAAGGAAGUCUUGCCGAUGUGGUGGACACCUUGAAACAGAAGAAACUAGAGGAGAUGACAAGAACUGAACAGGAGGAUUCAUCUUGCAUGGAAAAACUGCUUUCUAAAGACUGGAAGGAAAAAAUGGAAAGAUUAAACACAAGUGAACUCCUUGGAGAAAUAAAAGGUACACCUGAAAGCUUAGCAGAAAAGGAGAGACAGCUCUCCACCAUGAUUACCCAGCUCAUCAGCCUACGGGAGCAGCUUCUGGCUGCCCAUGACGAGCAGAAAAAGCUGGCAGCAUCGCAGAUUGAAAAACAACGGCAGCAAAUGGAUCUCGCUCGCCAACAGCAAGAACAGAUUGCAAGACAACAGCAGCAACUUCUGCAGCAGCAGCACAAAAUCAAUCUCCUGCAGCAGCAAAUUCAGCAGGUUCAGGGUCACAUGCCUCCUCUCAUGAUCCCAAUUUUUCCACAUGACCAGCGGACAUUGGCAGCGGCUGCAGCAGCUCAACAGGGAUUCCUUUUCCCCCCAGGAAUAACUUAUAAGCCCGGUGAUAACUAUCCUGUGCAGUUCAUUCCAUCAACAAUGGCAGCUGCUGCUGCUUCUGGACUCAGCCCUUUACAGCUCCAGCAACUCUAUGCCGCUCAGUUGGCCAGCAUGCAGGUAUCGCCUGGUGCCAAGAUGCCUUCCACGCCUCAGCCACCAAAUACGACGGGGACGCUCUCACCAACCGGGUUGAAAAAUGAAAAGAGAGGGACCAGCCCUAUAACUCAAGUUAAGGAUGAUGCUGCGCAGCCACUGAAUCUCUCAGCUAGACCCAAGACAGCAGAACCGGUCAAAUCCCCGACAUCGCCAACCCAGAGCCUCUUUCCUACAAGUAAAACCAGCCCUGUGAAUGUGGCCAAUAAAAGUGGAAUCCCCAGUCCUAUUGGUGCGACUCUGGGAAGAGGAUCUUCUCUAGACAUCCUUUCCAGUCUUAACUCACCUGCCCUAUUUGGAGACCAGGACACUGUAAUGAAAGCAAUUCAGGAGGCUCGAAAGAUGAGAGAGCAAAUCCAGCGGGAGCAGCAGCAACAGCAGCCGCCGCCACAUAUUGAUGGAAAACUUCCCACCCUGAAUAAUAUGGGUCUAAACAACUGUAGGACUGAAAAGGAAAGAACACGCUUUGAGAAUUUAGGCCCACAGCUAUCAGGGAAACCCAGUGAAGAUGGAAAACUAGGUCCAGGAGUCAUUGAUCUUACAAGGCCAGAAGAUGCAGAGGGAAGUAAAGUAAUGAAUGGCUCUGCAGCUAAACUACAGCAGUAUUAUUGUUGGCCAACAGGAGGUGCCACUGUGGCUGAAGCUCGAGUCUACAGAGAUGCCCGGGGCCGAAGCAGCAGUGAGCCACAUAUCAAACGACCAAUGAAUGCUUUCAUGGUUUGGGCAAAGGAUGAACGCAGGAAAAUUCUUCAAGCUUUUCCUGACAUGCACAACUCCAACAUUAGCAAAAUUCUUGGCUCCCGCUGGAAAUCCAUGUCAAACCAAGAGAAACAACCUUAUUACGAAGAGCAAGCACGAUUAAGUAAAAUCCACCUAGAAAAAUACCCUAAUUACAAAUAUAAACCCCGACCAAAACGCACUUGCAUUGUUGAUGGCAAGAAACUGCGCAUUGGAGAAUAUAAACAGCUAAUGAGAUCUCGACGACAGGAGAUGAGGCAAUUUUUUACCGUAGGGCAACAGCCUCAGAUUCCGAUCGCUCCCGGAACAGGAGUGGUCUACCCUGGUGCUAUUACUAUGGCAACUACUACCCCAUCGCCUCAGAUGACAUCUGAUUGCUCCAGCACUUCUGCUAGUCCUGAGCCCAGCAUCCCUGUCAUUCAGAGCACUUACAGCAUGAAGACGGACAGUGGGAGCCUUGCUGGAAAUGAAAUGAUAAAUGGGGAAGACGAGAUGGAAAUGUAUGAGGACUUUGAGGAUGACCCCAAAUCAGACUAUAGCAGUGAAAAUGAAGCCCACGAGGCUGUCGCUGCCAACUGAGGAUGUUUGCUGAAUUACUCUGACUUUCUUUUGUUUUGUUUUGUUUUGAACAAAAAAGUUCUUAAAUGGGCCUGCAUGCAUGUAUGGCUCCUACAGUUACACCUGCAGAAUGGUCUUAAAUGUUUCUUAUUGUGUGACACAGAUUGUUCCCUAAUUUUCAUGAACUUUUUAAAAAAAUUUAGGUGAAGUCAUUAAGUAUCAGACAUUGGGACUUGAAAACUGAUAUGAAUCAAUUGUUCUCUUACAAGUCUUAUCUCUCUCUCUCUCUCUCUCUCUCUCUCUCUCUCUCUCUCUCUCUCUUUUUGGUCUAUUAUUUCCUCUUCCUGGAUGCUGAUAAAAAGGUUUAAGUUACUGUUUUAAUGGGGGUUUUACAUUCUCACUCAGGUAUGCUGUGCCAGCCUACAGAUUGUGAAUGUGUUUUUAUUGUGAAUUAUUUUAAAAAACAAAACAAAAAACCUGCAAAUUUCCUAUCAUGAAACAGAACAAGUCCUCAAGCAUGUACAUCUAUCUGUAUUAUUAGCUCAUCCCUUUUAAAAUAGGGUCUCUAAAUUCCCUUUUUUUCUCCAUAGAUAUAGCUGACCUUCUGAUGUGCCAAACUUUCCUAACUUCUGAAUCUUAAUAUUUAAAAAAAAAAGUCUUAAGGAAGACACUGUAAAGUCUUAGACAAUCCUUUGGCAUCUUAAAAACACUUAUAUAUCUUAAAAGAAAAAUCUACUUUUUUUUCCAGAAAAUUUAAAAUACUCAGGAAUCUGGAGACAGGAUAUUCCUUAAAAAGUGAAUUUGAUUGCUACAAUGCAUUUGCUCAGUUGCUUCUGCCUCUUGAUGUACCAUCAGUGUGAAAUAUAAGUAAGCACAACAGAGUGAUCACCAGCUACAGAUAGACCUGUCUUAGCAACAUAAGGCCACCUUCAAAUCAUUCUCUGUCCCUUUGCUUUGAAUUCUUAUAUUCAGUCUUAAUUACAUUUGGUCUUAAUGUAUUCAUUCCAGAAUGUCAGGGGGCCAUAUAGUAAAAAAUAUUUUCAAAUGUACUGUUGUAAUGGCAUUAUCGUUUGUUUGCCUUUUAUUUCUUCUAAACAGCCCUUUCCCCUAAAAGUGUGUGGUAUUUUAAAAAUAAUGAGGCACUUAAUAUUGGAAAGGAAUCAUUUUGUCUUUCUCUCUUUCUCUCUCUCUCUCUCUCUCUCUCUCUCUCUCUCUCUCACACACACACACACACACACA